This is a messenger RNA of Rhineura floridana, 3672 nucleotides long. Its product is annotated as OX-2 membrane glycoprotein-like. The coding region runs from base 56 to 859 and encodes 267 amino acids. NCBI's taxonomy places the organism in Eukaryota, Metazoa, Chordata, Lepidosauria, Squamata, Rhineuridae. The record is from RefSeq and is a predicted model, not a curated record. Gene Ontology annotation, molecular function: cell-cell adhesion mediator activity. The transcript has 6 exons.
UCACUGGUGGCAACAGCUGCACUCGCAUGCACUCUUCUUCCCACACUACAGUAGCAUGCCUCCCAAGGUAGGUGAAGGUGUCUGUUCUCCAUGGACUUUCCAGGGCCUGACUCUAUGUAUCAUGUCUAUUGUGUUCUGUAGGAUACAGGGUGCCAUAUUGACAAACAACGCAGAGGUGGAGCUGGGUGGCAAUGCUACCUUGAGAUGUACCCUGACAAACCAUCAAUUUAAGACUAUUCAAGUUUCAUGGCAGAAAGCGAUUAAUCAAAACUUUGUAAAUAUGGCAGUGUACUACAACGAAACAUUUAUUGCUGAUUCAUACAAAGGUCGGAUCAAUUUUACCAUAAUAGAAGUUAAUGAUACUGCCAUCACCUUCUGGAAUGUUAGCACCCAAGAAAACGGCUGUUACCGAUGCAUAUUUAACACCUUUCCUGGAGGAGCCUUUGAGGGGGACAGCUGUCUUUCUGUUUAUGACAACCUCAACACAUUUUUACACUACACUGUCUCUGAUGGACACUUGAAUGCCACCUGCUUAGCAACGGGCUUCCCACGUCCCAAUAUCUCAUGGAUUGCUCCAGGAGCUGAAAAGAAUGAGCAUGAGAUCGCAAAUCCCAAUGGCACAGUAUCUGUCACAAGCAAAAUCCUUGUCAAUACCUCAAGUAGCCAUUUUGGACAAGAGCUCAUCUGCAAAGUUACACACAGAGGAAAAGAGACUGAUAUCAAAGUCCCAGUAAAAAAAAGAGGCUAUUGGUAUCUAGUUCCUGUAGUGAUAACUGUAUCGGUCCUAAUUUCUGUGAUUGUGGUUAUCAUUGUGGUGUGCUGCUGGAAACGACACAUGAAAAAACGCAGAAGGUUCUAAGGGAUUCAACCAACACCUAGCAGUUUGUUCCAUGGAACUGAAAAACAAUCUAGCACUUAUAUCUGUAUAACUGGCAUAUCAUGAAUUUAACAUCAGUUUAAAUCUGGACCAGAUUUGUGAUUCAUCAUAGUUUGUAUUUCCUCUCUCUCUGCUUGUCACUAUGGCUCGGGCUUGCAGCUUUGACUACGGUAGGCAAUGGCUGCUCUCCAGCAGGAAAAUGACAGAGGUGGGUUUUUUUCUCUAAACCUGUAGAAACCUAUACUUUGGCAGGCCUGUCUGUGUUCAUCUCUGUUAAUUCAUAUCAGUACCUCCCCCCAAGAAUGCCAGAUGUGUGAAGCAUGACCAGAUCAGGUGUCAAUCCAGGUAACAGGCCAGAUGCAUCCUCGGUAGCCAAUUUAAGAUUUCUGCGCUAAACUUAUAGGUUGGAAUCCAGAGGAUCCAUUGUAAAAACAGAAGAUAUUUUUGUGUGUGCAAAACUCCUGAUUUCUGCCAAUUCUCUCCCUCCUGAUGCAGCCCCUUUUGCCACAUCCCAUCCUGAUCCCCAGGAACAGAUUUUGGGAUAGUGCAAAGGGAUGCUGAAAGAUGAGGAAAAGCACCAUGGUUUAAACAGAGUCCUACUGGUACUUUAGCAAGUGCCAAAACAAAAUGAGGGAAUAGCUGUGCCAUAUUUUGUGCUGUAUUUUGUUUUUCGUUGUAGGCUAGUUUCUGCCAGAAAGUAUCCAUUUGCCAAAGAAGCACAAUGCAAGAUAAACAUAGAUCUGCUUGUACUAAUAAAAUUUUGCUUUCCUUCUUUAAACAGCCUUUUGUUGGCUGAAUUUAAAGAAAAGCAUACAAGGAAAUAGAGAGAGAGAAAGUUCUAGUGUAUUUUGGUAAAGCACCAUUAAUUAACUGUAAGUGUCUAGAGAAUCUCUGUACAUGCUUUUAAAAAUGUUACAUAUGAUAUAUUUAUGAAUGAGAAGAGUUGAGAACAUUUCUAGCAUAUUCUGGUAAAUCACUUUAAUUAAUUGUAAGGGUCUAGAGUAGGGGUCCCCAAAUUGUGGUCCAUAGACCACCAGUGGUCCGUGAGCUUCAUUCAGGAGGUCUGCAGCAUGUCUGCAUUAAAUAUUCAUAUUGAUUUUUACUUCUGUAUUUAUUGCUUCUUUUAUUUCUUAUAUUGUAUUUUAUUGUAUUACAAUUUUAAUUGUAUGGACCUGAAGUUCUAAUACAAUAAAGGACAUUAUAAGAAAUAAAAGAAGCAAUAAAAAUACAAAUAAAAAUCAUAGAGCAUCUAGCACAGUUCAUUACAACUGCUGUACAAUUACAAUUGUGCAAUUGCUACAAAAGGCAGAAAAAUCAUUAAGUGGUCUGCCAAGACCAUCAGAAGUUUUCAAGUGGUUUGUGGGGGGGAAAGUUUGGGAACCAUUGACCUAGAGAAUCUCUGCACCAUGCUUAAAAAAUUUGUUACACAUAUGCUAUAUUUAUGAAUAAAAAGAGGUGAGAAAAUUAAGUGCCUCAAGGCUACACAUUGCAUUUUAUGGUGCAUCUGUAAAAUGUUUUACUUCUACAUGUAACCAUUCAAUGUAUGACUGCAAUAGUCAAAUGUAUAUAAGGAUAAUUGCAAGGGAGCUUGGAUGAGUAUCAUUCACAAAUAAGUAUAAGUUGUGCACAGUGAUGCUGCUACCCAGAAGAGCAGGAGGACUCUCACCUUGCCCAUCAGGCACAGACGGGUGAUUCCUGCUUGAUGGGAUGAGAGAGAGCACCUCCCUCCUAGUUAAAGAGCUCUGGAAGUUUUCAAAUAAUUUCCCAAUUUGUGGGACUUCACCAAGAGCAUGUAGAAAAAGGAACAGUUUUCCAUUCUGAUGUAUGAAGUGCUGAUUAUGACCUACAGUGCCUUUAAAAAGCUUUGCUAAGAGUGAUAGUGUUUUCCCCAUGUACAGGGCUAAAGUCAUUAAAGGUGUUGUUGCUAAGGUUGCUUCCAUGCUAUGACCCUUUAGCACUGUGAUCUGCAAACGGCUGAAGUGGAAGGGCACAGGCAUUGGCCAAAUCAGAGCAAUUCAGGAAUGCUGCAGACAUUAGAAAUGAACAGGAAGCAAGUGAUUUGACUUAAUAAAAAAAGGAGAGGAGGAAGUUACUUAUUUAAGGGGCAAUAGCUUCAGAAGCCGAGAGCCAGUGUGGUGUAGUGGUUAAGGUGCUGGACUACGACCUGGGAGACCAGGGUUCGAUUCCCCACACAGCCAUGAAGCUCACUGGGUGACCUUGGGCCAGUCACUGCCUCUCAGCCUCAGAGGAAGGCAAUGGUAAACCCCCUCUGAAUACCGCUUACCAUGAAAACCAUAUUCAUAGGGUCGCCAUAAGUUGGAAUCGACUUGAAGGCAGUACAUUUACAUUUAGCUUCAGAAGUCUCAGUGCUUACCAAUCCAGACUCAACAGGCUAGUGCUGCAAUUCCAUUUUAAGAAAGUGAUAUUAAGAAUCUCCCAAUCAGGUUUUUAAAAAAGAUGGCAAGACACCAAAGAAAAAUAUGAAAUGCAAUGGGUUGGCAAUAAUGUCGUGUGGACUCUCUGUAAAAUCUGAGUGAAUAACAGGAUGUCAGUGUCAAAUGAAACUCCUUUACCUGAGUAAUUAUUUUUAGAUGGGCAUUAAUUCUUGAUAUUAGUUAUUCUAACUCUGUGCUGUAUGAUAAGUUAUUGUGCCUUUGUAAUGACCUCUUCUGUGGCUACCUCUAUUAAAAUAAAUCAUUGCACUGAAUGUGUGGAAAUAUUUGCUGCAUUUUAUGAAAAAGAAGCAAAAUAAAGUAAUUUCAAAGAAGAGUGAUAAGAUACUUUUUAUUGUAGAU